Meira miltonrushii is the source of this 804-nucleotide messenger RNA. RefSeq names its product cytochrome c and c1 heme-lyase. The transcript has a single exon. The coding region runs from base 10 to 675 and encodes 221 amino acids. Gene Ontology annotation, cellular component: mitochondrion. Gene Ontology annotation, biological process: cytochrome c-heme linkage. The record is from RefSeq and is a predicted model, not a curated record. Lineage: Eukaryota; Fungi; Basidiomycota; Exobasidiomycetes; Exobasidiales; Brachybasidiaceae. Gene Ontology annotation, molecular function: holocytochrome-c synthase activity.
CCAUUCAAGAUGACUUCAAAUGAUGCAUCAGCAUGUCCUGUCGAUCAUGAAACACGAUCAGCAUGGCUUGCACAACAGAAAGGCGAUCAGCAUAAAGCACCCGGGCAUUUAUCAACAGAUCGAGUGAUUUCAUCUAUACCUCGAUUUGGCGCAAGUGCAAAGGAUGACAGCAGUCAAUCAGCACCCGUUGAUCCUUCAACACAAGCUAAUUGGGUUUAUCCUUCGCCGGCUCAAUUCUACUCAGCAAUGGCACGAAAGAAUCAUAAUCCCCAAGAGCAAGAUAUGAAUGUGGUCGUACCUAUUCAUAAUGCAGUAAAUGAACGUGCUUGGCAACAGAUCUUACAAUGGGAACGAAUUGCCGACAAGGGAAAGAGUUAUCAAACCUGUGGAGGGCCACAACUUGUGAGCUUUAAAGGCAAGCCACAAGAGCUAACCUGGCGAGCUUGGUUCAAAACAUUUCUAGGGUAUGAAAGACCGUUUGAUAGACAUGAUUGGGAGGUGGAUCGAUGCGGAAAAAGGGUUAGAUAUAUCAUUGAUUUUUAUAGCGGAAGAAGUGAUAUGAAAGGUUUGGCUUUUUAUCUGGACGUUAGACCAGCACCUUCAGAUUGGGAAGGGAUACGGAUGCGUUUCUUGCGUUUUUGGUCAAGACCGCCACAACCUCCAAAACAGCAAUAACUAUAACAAUGUAUCAUUACUGUAUUAUAAACCAUCUGUCCAAUCUUCUCGAUUUUUUCGACUGCUUCGAUCUGUAGGGACCUGAUUGAGAUCUAUCUUUGUUCGUUUUUGUUUUUCCCUAUAUUUUGC